AUGUAUGGCUUGAUGGGGAAACUUGUGUCAGAGCAACAUGGUGCAUUUGUUAAGAAUAGAUGUAUUCAAGAACAAAUAGUUUUGGCUUAUGAGUUGAUAAAUGAAUUAGAUAUCAAGAGAAGAGGAGGGAAUGUAGGUUUAAAACUUGAUAUCACCCAAGCCUAUGACUCUUUGAGUUGGGAGUUUCUCUUUGAAGUUAUGAAAAAGUUUGGCUUUUCUCAGAAAUGCAUAACUUGGUUACAUCAACUUUUUACUUCAGCAAGAAUAUCAGUUUUAGUAAAUGGUGGACCAGUGGGUUUUUUUGAUGUGAGUAGAGGAUUGAGACAAGGUGAUCCAUUAUCACCAAUUCUCUUUGUAAUUUUUGAGGAUGUCUUGAGUAGGAAAUUGAGCAAAAUGGUGGAGGAAAAUGAGAUAAUGCCAAUGGUAAACUACAGAGGUGUUCAUCCAAUACACAUUCUAUUUGCAGAUGAUGUUUUUCUAUUCGUCAAUGGGCAUAAAAGGAAUCUACAAAAGGUGAUGAAGUUGCUAAAAUAUUAUCAAUCAUCUUCUGGGCAGGUAAUCAAUCAGAUGAAGAUUAAACUUUUUGUGGGUGGAGUAACUGCUGCAAGACAACAAAAAAUUGCUUCUGAAUUGCUUCUGAAUAUCUCUCAACUUCCAGACAAGUAUUUAGGAGUUAUUUUGAAACCUGGAGCUGUGAAAUCAAGUAAUUUUUGGGGAGUGGUAGAAAUGAUUCAAAAUAGAUUAGCAAGCUGGAUUGGUAAACUGUUGGCUUUUAAAGAUAUAAUCACUUUAGUAAAAUCAGUAUUAUGCAGCAUCCCUAUUUACAACAUGUCAGUGUAUAAGUGUCCUGUUGGUGUGGUAAAAAUUUAUGAAAGGCUUACAAGGAAUUUUUUGUGGACAGGGGAUCCAUAUAAGGCAUUGUUAAUGAAUCUUGUAUGGAAGAUACAUAAUUUUGAAGCUGAAUGGGCCAAAUUUAUGAGAGAUAAAUUUACUACAAUAACAGGUGAAUGGAUCUCAGGCUAUAAGAAAUCCUCAAUAUGGCCAGGUUUAAAAUGGGUGACGGAGGAAGUAAAGCAGAAUACUAGAUGGAUUACAGGUACAAGUACUUCAAUUUCAGUAUGGAGGGAUGCUUGGAUCAAAGAAAAGCCUUUGAUGAAUUUUUUUGAAGAUGAUGAAUAUAUGCUACAAAAUAAAGACAUGAGAGUGGCUGAUUUAAUUGUCAAUGAGGAAUGGCUUAUUCCUUCCAGGCUUUUACAAUAUUUUCAAGUGGAGGAACUGCCAACCAUUUCAAAACAAAAAGAUACUAGGAUGUGGACUGGUACUAUGUCAGGAGAAUUUACAGUGUCAUCAGCUGUUGAAUUGAUUAGAAAGAAAUAUCAAAAGGUGAAAUGGGCAAAAUAUGUUUGGAAUCCAAUUCUACAUCCUACAACUGCAAGCAAUGUCUGGAAGAUAGUGAGAGGCAUAUGUUCUAUUGAUGAGAAGAGACAAAGCAAAGGUUUCAGCUUAGCCUCAAAAUGUUAUAUAUGUUGUAACAAUACUGAUAAUCUAGAGAACAUUUUGUGUGAAGGAUAUCUUGAUGCUGGUAGCUUCCAUUACAAUGAUGGAACUGUGGUUCUUAAGAAACAGAAUUUAGGAGAUCAGGGAGAGUUUAUGUAUGUUGAAGCAAAAGAAAUUGGCAUUGCAACUAACUUCAUUGCUGAAGUUAUGGCUACUAUUGGUGCAGCAGAAUGGGCUUUGCAGAAUAAUAAAUUCAACAUAUGCAUCAACUCUGAUUCCAAAGCAGUAGUGAGUGCAUAUAUAUCUGGUAGAUUACCUUGGUUUGUUCAGCAAAAGAGCUCUGCAGUUAAAGAAAUAUGGAUGACUGCUGCAUUCAUUACAUUGAGAGAACUGUGGUUUUUGAGGAAUAAAUGUGUAUUUGAAAAUGAAAGGUUCAAUGAACAAAUUAUCAAGACUAGAAUUCUUAAACUUACUACUGAGAGUGAAGUAAGAAUGAAAGGAAAAAUGUGGAACUCAGCAUAUGACUUGCAGAUUCUGAAACUUUUUAACAUGAGCUGUGGAAGAACUGUCUUAACAAGAAUCCAAGAAAUCUAUUUUUUCCUUCCAGUGAACAAUCAGAUUUUACUUUGCUGUGAUGGUGCAUCAAAAUGGAACCCAGGAAUGUCAGAUAUGGUUUUGUAG
Papaver somniferum (opium poppy) is the source of this 2178-nucleotide messenger RNA. RefSeq lists its product as uncharacterized. NCBI's taxonomy places the organism in Eukaryota, Viridiplantae, Streptophyta, Magnoliopsida, Ranunculales, Papaveraceae. The record is from RefSeq and is a predicted model, not a curated record. Gene Ontology annotation, molecular function: nucleic acid binding. The coding region runs from base 1 to 2178 and encodes 725 amino acids. The transcript is spliced from 4 exons.